This is a messenger RNA of Batrachochytrium dendrobatidis JAM81, 1760 nucleotides long. RefSeq lists its product as uncharacterized. The transcript has 12 exons. NCBI's taxonomy places the organism in Eukaryota, Fungi, Chytridiomycota, Chytridiomycetes, Rhizophydiales. Gene Ontology annotation, molecular function: calmodulin binding; calmodulin-dependent protein phosphatase activity. The coding region runs from base 1 to 1641 and encodes 546 amino acids. The record is from RefSeq and is a predicted model, not a curated record. Gene Ontology annotation, biological process: fungal-type cell wall organization; calcineurin-mediated signaling. Gene Ontology annotation, cellular component: calcineurin complex; cytoplasm.
AUGACCGACCGCACAUCAACUGGUAAAAAGAAGUCUGUCGUGGCCGAUGCUGUCGCUGCAAAAAUUGAAAAGGCUGCUACUGUAGGCAUCAACGUCGACACUGACUAUACCAUCCAUGUUACUGAUGGCGGAGAUACCGUUCGGACUGUUGAACGCAUCUGCCAGGUCGUCACGUCUCCAUCAGUUAAUCGACCCACAGAUGCUCAGUUUUAUUCCUUGAAGGAUCCCUCCAAGCCUGAUUUGGAGUUCCUUAAACAACACUUUAUUCGUGAAGGUCGUCUGACUACCGAACAAGCCGUAUUUAUCAUUAACACUGCAACCACUAUUUUAAAAAAAGAGCCCAACUUGCUUGAUUUGGAUGCUCCUUUGACUGUUUGUGGUGACAUACAUGGACAAUUUUUUGAUUUGAUGAAGCUCUUUGAAGUGGGUGGUAAUCCUGCCGAGACUAGAUAUUUGUUUCUUGGCGACUAUGUUGAUCGUGGGUAUUUUUCAAUGGAGUGCGUUCUCUAUUUGUUUGCGCUUAAAAUAUGGUAUCCCAGUACACUCUUUAUGCUGCGAGGGAAUCAUGAAUGCCGUCACUUGACAGAUUAUUUUACUUUUAAAACUGAGGCAAAACACAAGUACUCUGAGGAAGUGUAUGAAGCAGCAUUGGCUUCUUUUUGCGCUUUGCCAUUGGGUGCCGUCAUGAACAAGCAGUUUCUGUGUAUUCACGGUGGUCUAUCGCCAGAUUUAAAUACACUCGAUGAUCUUCGCCAUUUGAAUCGCUUCCGAGAACCUCCAACUCAUGGGCUCAUGUGUGAUCUUUUGUGGUCUGAUCCACUAGAAGAUUUUGGACAAGAGAGAACAAAUGAGUUUUUUGCUCACAACAGUGUUCGUGGAUGCUCAUACUUUUUCAGCUAUCAUGCGGCGUGUGCCUUUUUAGAAAAAAACAAUCUUUUGUCUAUUAUCCGGGCACACGAAGCACAAGAUGCAGGAUAUCGGAUGUAUCGCAAGACUCGCACCACUGGGUUUCCUUCUGUCAUUACUAUCUUUUCUGCUCCAAACUAUUUAGAUGUUUAUAACAACAAGGCUGCCAUUCUCAAGUACGAAAACAACGUGAUGAACAUUCGACAAUUCAACUGCUCGCCUCACCCAUAUUGGCUGCCCAACUUUAUGGAUGUGUUUACAUGGUCAUUGCCGUUUGUAGGCGAAAAGAUCACGGAUAUGCUACUUGCAAUUCUUAAUAUUUGCAGCAAAGAGGAGCUAGCAGAUGAAGAUGAGAUCCAGCAUGUCGAGGGCGAAGAAUUGACGGAGCAAGAGCAACGUCGUGUUGUCAUUAGAAACAAGAUCAAGGCUGUUGGUCGUAUGGCACGAGUGUUUGCAACUCUUCGUGAAGAAAAGGAGAGUAUCAUGGAACUCAAAAAUGUACUAGGUGUUCAGCAUCUUCCUCCUGGUACACUUGCACUCGGGGCUGAAGGCAUCAAGCAAGCCAUUCAAUCGUUUGACGAGGCAAAAAGGGCAGACGAGGAAAACGAACGUCUUCCUCCACUUUUGGAAGGACACACGGCUUUGUCUGCUUCGUCAUCUUCCGCUCGAUUAGAUGAAGUUCGACCAUCAUCAACCAAGCCGCGCAUCAACCCGCUCAAGUUUGAUGCAAAAUAGCUGAAAAUGCAUAUUGCUACAGCGUCAAAAAUAUGUGGACAUGGAUGCCCAUCCUAUUUUAACCUUAUUAGUCUACCGACGUAUUUUUGAAUAAAACCUUUUACUUUCAUAUUCACACC